Molecule: messenger RNA, 423 nt
Organism: Stereum hirsutum FP-91666 SS1
Lineage: Eukaryota; Fungi; Basidiomycota; Agaricomycetes; Russulales; Stereaceae
Exons: 2
Coding region: 1-423 (140 amino acids)
Source: RefSeq, a predicted model, not a curated record
AUGCGAGGGGGAGAGGGUAAGGGCGAUGGUAAGGAGACCGACCGAGAGGAAAAGAAGUCAUCGGUUCGCGAACGGGGCGGCUUUGGAUUCUCGCCGUGCGCCGGGCGAGAGCUAAUAGGAGGCGUCGGCAAUGGCGAGAAGGAAGAUGAGAAGAAUGCAUUCGUCUUCGAGCCUGGCGGCGUCGCCACGGAGAGGGAAGAUGCGAAGACGUUGGCAGUUUUCGUACUUGAGGCCGCUGGUGCAAGGCUCAGAUUCGAGCGAGGUGGCGCCGCCGUCGGUGGGAGUGGCGGUGAGGAGGAAGGGGUAGCGAACUCAUGCCUGGACAGCGGCGGCGAGAGCAACAUCUUGAGGACACGACCAGCGGACUUGGGGGAUGGAGAGAGACGGGGAGUCUAUGAGACGAAUGGUACAAGAAAUAGAUAG